AUGUCACUUCAAAAGAUAUCUGCAUUUCCAGAUGGGAACUCUUUUGUUCAUUUCAACCACUCCAUUGGUAAAUUGGUAAUUGCCAACAGUGAAGGAUUAAUGAAAAUCCUAAACACCAAUGAUCCUGAAUCUCAACCAAUAUCGAUUGAUAUUUUAGACAAUUUGACAUCGUUAUCAUCUCAUGAAGAUAAAUCCAUUGUGCUAACCACCACUGAAGGGAAAUUAGAACUUAUUGAUUUAUCCACUAACACAUCUAAAGGUGUUUUAUAUAGAUCAGAAUUACCAUUACGUGACACUGUAUUUAUUAAUCAGGGAAACCGAGUAUUAUGUGGAGGAGAUGAGAAUAAAUUGGUUAUUGUUGAUUUACAAACCACUGGUGAAGAAGAUAGUAACAAUAAAGUUAGCACUAUUUCAUUACCUGAUCAAGUAGUCAAUAUUUCUUAUAACACAUCAGGAGAAUUAUCAGCCAUUAGUUUAUCGAAUGGUAAUGUUCAAAUCUAUUCCGUGGUGAAUGAACAACCAAAUUUGAUUUAUACUAUAAACAGUGUUAUCCCCACCAAAAUUCACACAUCGAUGGAUAAAGUUGAUUAUAAUGAUGAACAUCAUGAUGAAUUAUUCAGUACAAAAACUCAAUGGUCCACUAAUGGACAACUUUUAUUGGUCCCCACUAUUGAUAAUCAAAUUCAUGUAUAUGAUAGACAAGAUUGGACUAAGGUUGUUAAAGAAUUCAAUAAUGAUAAUGUCAAGAUAAUUGAUUUCAAUUUACUGGCACAAGGUAAUUUAGCCAUAAUGUCAUUAAAUUCAUUCAAAGUGUACAAUUUCAGUAGUGAAAAGUUAAUCAAUGAAGACGAUUUUGAGUUUGAUGAAGAUGGAUAUCCGUUAAAUAUUAUUUGGAAAGAUAAUAAUUUGUUUGUUGGAAGUACUGUUGGGGAGACUUUGCAUUUACGUAAUGUUGUCAAGGGUAAAACUGACGAUGUCUUGAACAGUUUAUUUAUCAGUGACGCUGAAGAGGAAGAGGAGGAGGAGGAAAGGGAAGUUGGAAGAAAAAAAUUGGGCGUGGAAGAAGACGAAGGUAAUGAUACUGAUGCAUUGUUAAGGGACUCUGAUAUUGAACAAGAUAUUAACGUUGAAGAUCGAAUUGGUCAACGUAAGAGAAACCGCAGACCAUAUAAAUUACACGAAGAAGAUGAUUUGGUUAUAGAUGAAGAUGAUAAUGAAAACUUGGGGUUUGAUGAUAGAGUGGUAUCCAAUGGAUAUAGCACUAAUGGACACAAAAGGUAUAAAUCUCGUUCACCAUCUGAGGCAAUACCUAAAAUAUCCAAAAUCAAACCUUAUUCACCAGGGUCUACUCCUUUUGAACACCGAGGCGCGUCUGCUGACAGAAGGUAUUUGACAAUGAAUAAUAUUGGGUACACCUGGGUUGUUCAGAACAAAGACACUACAGAUGAUGCUACAAGUGGCAGUGGCAGUGGAGGUAAUAGUAUCACUGUUUCAUUUUUCGACAGAUCACUAAAUACUGAAUAUCAUUUCACCGAUUAUCAUAAUUUUGAUUUGGCAUCAAUGAACCAACGAGGAGUGUUAUUAGGGACAAGUUCCACAGGACAUAUUUAUUACCGAUCUCAUAAUGAAGCAACUAAUGAUUCUUGGGAUAGAAAAUUACCAUUAUUAGUAAGUGAAUACAUAACCAGCAUUUGCAUCACCAAUAACGCCUCAGCAACCAACACGAUUAUAGUGGGUACCAAUUUGGGAUACUUGAGAUUCUUCAAUCAAUUUGGUGUAUGCAUCAAUAUACUCAAGACAUUACCAGUAGUCACAUUGAUUGCAUCAGCAACUGUCAAUGCCAAAUUAUUUGUCAUUAAUCAAGUGACCACCAAUGUUUAUUCAUACCUGAUACUUGACAUAAAUCAAGAUUACAAAUACAUCCAACACAAUGCACCAAUGCCAUUGAAAGAUCACACCCCGUUAAUUAAGGGGAUUUUUUUCAACGAAUUUAAUGAUCCAUGUAUAGUUGGCGGAGAAGAUGAUACAUUAUUGAUUUUACAUUCCUGGAGAGAAUCAAAUAACGCCAAAUGGAUUCCUAUUUUAAAUUGUCAUAAAGUUUUAACUGAAUACGGGACUAAUUCAAACAAGAAAAAUUGGAAAUGUUGGCCAUUAGGUUUUAUUGGUGAUAAGUUAAAUUGUUUGAUUUUGAAAAAUAAUAGUCAGUAUCCUGGUUUCCCAUUACCAUUGCCAAUUGAAUUGGAAGUGGAAUUACCAAUCAAAAAUAAAUUUGAAGAAGAUGAAGCAGAAGAGAAUUUCUUACGUUCAUUAACACUUGGUAAAUUAAUAUCAGAUUCUCUUAAUGAUGAAUUGCCUGGAGAAAUUGAAGAAGAUGAAGUAAUGGAAAGAUUAAAUCAAUAUAGUAUGUUGUUUGAUAAAUCGUUAUUGAAAUUGUUUGGGGAAUCUUGUAAAGAAAGUAAACUUGGUAAAGCAUUUAGUAUUGCUAGAUUGAUCAAAACUGACAAAGCAUUAUUGGCUGCUUCUAGAAUAGCAGAGAGAAUGGAAUUUUUGAACCUUGCUUCCAAGAUUGGUCAAUUAAGAGAACUGUUGGUAGAUAUAGAUGGGGAUAGUGAUUAA
This is a messenger RNA of Candida albicans SC5314, 2616 nucleotides long. RefSeq names its product chromatin-binding protein. Gene Ontology annotation, molecular function: chromatin binding; protein binding. The record is from RefSeq and is a predicted model, not a curated record. The transcript has a single exon. Gene Ontology annotation, cellular component: nuclear replication fork. Gene Ontology annotation, biological process: mitotic cell cycle; DNA-templated DNA replication; DNA repair. Bases 1 to 2616 code for a protein of 871 amino acids. NCBI's taxonomy places the organism in Eukaryota, Fungi, Ascomycota, Pichiomycetes, Serinales, Debaryomycetaceae.